This is a messenger RNA of Corythoichthys intestinalis (scribbled pipefish), 2748 nucleotides long. RefSeq names its product zinc finger protein 385A-like. Bases 355 to 1614 code for a protein of 419 amino acids. The transcript has 8 exons. NCBI's taxonomy places the organism in Eukaryota, Metazoa, Chordata, Actinopteri, Syngnathiformes, Syngnathidae. Gene Ontology annotation, cellular component: nucleus. The record is from RefSeq and is a predicted model, not a curated record. Gene Ontology annotation, molecular function: zinc ion binding; nucleic acid binding.
GAGAGAGUUGUGCAGAGGUUCCUCUAGUGAAGCUUCAUCUAAGCUCUAUUCGCAGUUGUCCUUGCUGCUGAACUGAAUGUCUACCAAUGAAUACAUCAGUGACUGAAAUGCAGUAGAAUCUGAGCGCAUGUUGCAGCAUAAGUCAGGACUGCCGUGCUUCCCCUGCAGCUACCACUCAAGAUCAGAAAGACAAUUCAGCAGGAGAUGAGCGACGACAUCGGGAUGCAAAGUAAAGCUUGUGAUGUCGGAUGCCUGUUCUGCAUUGAUGCUGAGUUUUGAGGGAGAUUUGAGCUUCAGCACACCUUAGAGGACGAUAUUGUGGACAAAAACAAGUUCACUGUGGAAGGAUUCAGGAUGAUCUUAGGAAGUGUAAACCGAGCAGGGCCGGUCCCUGCCUUCCUCAGGAGCCCAGCCGUCAUCCCACCGUCACCUUUGGAUAUGAAGCCCUUCCUACAAUUUCCCCUGGAGUCGCCGCACCCUGCCACUCUGGGUCUCUUCCACAACUUUAAUACAAUGGACCCCGUCCAGAAAGCCGUAAUGACGCACACUUUUGGGCACCCCAUGGUGAAGACCAAGCGACCCGUAAUCUCCUGCAAUGUCUGUCAAAUUCGGUUCAACUCAGAGAGUCAGGCAGAGGCUCACUAUAAGGGUAACAGGCACGCUCGCAGAGUUAAAGGCAUCGAAACGUCCAAGACAGCUCGUCUUCAAGAUGGCGACAAGCAGCACCCUCCCCCCACGACUUCACCCUCCCCGUCAGGCCCGUCACCAUCCAACCUGGAUCCCGAUCCUAAUAAGCAGGACGACAACCGAUCCUGUCCCACCUCUGAGUCAUAUUUGACCCCAAGCCACCAGACACAGGCAGCAAGUUCAGCGGAAGCAGAGUGUCCCUCCUUAGCAUCUACGGGCACACCUUUACCAUCAUCCCCUUCACCGGAUGCCAUCAUCAACACGCCACUUGCAGACUCAGCAGGGCCAAAUCUUCCUGACACCCCAUCUCCAGCACCCAGCCCUCCUUCUGGAGAGUCCGAGGAGGAGAAAGCUAAGAAGCUUCUCUACUGCUCCUUAUGCAAAGUUGCAGUUAAUUCCCUCUCACAGCUGGAGGCUCACAACAAAGGUACAAAACACAAAACAAUUCUGGAGGCACGGAGUGGACUGGGGCCAAUUAAAGCGUACCCACGUCUAGGUCUGAAAGGCCCCGAACAGGGUGGGGAGCUGUCGUCUGACCCCAACACUCAGGAAAGAACCUUCCACUGUGAGAUCUGCAAUGUCAGGGUCAACUCUGAACUACAACUUAAACAACAUAUUUCCAGCCGUAGGCAUCGAGAUGGAGUUGCAGGGAAGCCCAAUCCUCUACUCAGUCGCCACAAGAAGCGUGCUGACUUUAUGGAACUUCCAAAAACUCUUGGGGCAGGACUUUUACCAAAUCCUCUGGCUGUUGCAGCAGCCAUGGCCGCUGCGGCAUCCUCAAAUCAGCUGGCACUUCGUGCUCCUGGACCUCCAGCCCAUCCUCACCCCCAUCACCAUCUGCUCCAGGGGGCACCCCUCAGCCUGCUGAGGCCCGCUCCGGGGCCCAUACGCACUACGCACGGGCCAAUUCUCUUCACUCCGUACUAAUAGCGCGAGGAUGAGGAGGAGUCAGAAAGAAGCACACUGUGAAGCUGAGAGCCGAAACUAGCUGGUGUUUCAUUAUAGUCAAAAUUGUGACUGACGCUCAUCGGUGCAUACUGCAGUUGCAGAAAGCUGCUGCAGUUAUGCUAACAGGGAGAACCAGAGAUAUCUGACAACUUGAAGACUUUUCAAACAGAGAGCUUACGUUUCCAUCUGAUCCACUUGCCCUCCAUCAAUAAAGUUAUCACCGGUAAUGAACCUGUGAAAAUGAGGAUGUGGACUAUUAAAUCCACUUCCACUUUGCAGGGGGCUUAACCGCAGUAUUUGAAACCCUACCUCUUCAAUGAUUCAAAUCUUCUCCACAUCUGAUGCAUUAAUUUCAUGAGAGAAAAAAAAAAAAGAAACCCGCUGGGUUCUAUAUUGUGGUCUCUUCUGGUGUUAGCUGUUAGCAAUCACUGUGUAAUGGGUCCCUCACUUUUUUGUGGUCAAUCCAUUUGUGUUGCUGCUGGAGUCUCCUGCAACAUUUGUACUGUAUGUCUAGGAUCUUCCCAGCUGGCUUAGGGGGUCUGUAUUUACCUCUGUGGGACACAAACAGGGAGUAAAAGAGGAACAGAAUAUACAUUACGUCUUAAAGAAGAUAUUCAAAGAAGCACCUUAACCAUGUGAAUGGGUUGGCAAAAUUGUAGUUGUGGUGAAGAAGUACUAUGCAGCUAUCAGUGUUAAUAUUUGUGGUCUGAUUAGAUGUUGAAGUUGGAGCGGGGAAAAACAAGCUAAAGGAACAUCAGGGAAGACUAAGCAAGUAUCUUUAGGUUUAGAUCUACAUGUUAAUUGUCUGAUGAGCCCCAGAUGUUUCCCUGGUAACGUGUUCAAAAAAAGUGACUUUGCACUGGGGUAAACGUCUGCAUGUAAGUGAUUUUUAAAUGCAUUUAAAUGCUUUAAUUUACGUUUCACUGCACAAAACAGAAAAGUUUCCAUAUCUCAGAGAAAGACUUGCAACACUGUGAGCACAGCAGGGCAAUGAGUAAGUAAAAUAGUAGCAGCUACUUGCAAAAUGGGGAUAACCAGUUCACACAUACAGUGGGGCAAGUAUUUAGUCAACCACUAAUUGUGCAAGUUCUCCCACAUGAAAAUAUUAGAGAG